GCAACUUCGCGGGGCGGCGGCGGGCGGGCCCAGCCCUGCCCGCCCCCCACAGCCGGGCCUCCCCGGUCCUCCCGUGACCGCGGGGCCACCAUGUGCAUCUCCCACCCCGAGCCUUCCUCCCUCCCUCCUUCCCUCCCCUUCCCCACCGCCUGCGCAGGCAGGAUGCGCGCGGCACCGCCAUCCGCCGGCGGGAGCUCUGCGCGGUGCGGUGCGGUGGGGCGGGCACCCCGCUCCCCCGCCGCGGCCCGGCCCCAGCGGAACCGCGGAGACAAAGUUUGCGGCGGCAGCGGCGGUGCCCGUGCAGCGCGGGGCAGGCCGGGCGGGCGGCGAGCUCGGUGCAUGCCUGGUGCGUGGAUGAAUCGCAGCAGGCGGCGGCGGGCGGGGGCGGGGGCCGCGGCCGGCGAUUGGGCGGCGCGGCGCUCGGAAGCACUUUGUUUUCUAUUCUAAUGAGGGCGGAGCGGGGCUUGUGGAUAUUUACGUUGAGGCGGGAGCCGCCGCCCUUCAUUCACCCACAUGGUCCCCGAGCCCGGCCGCUGCUACCGCCGGGACCUGCCUUCGCGCCACUUCCCUCCCCCCCCCCCCCGGCCUCUCCCCCCCUCCCCUCAUCCGCCCCGCCGGGGAGCGGCGCGGAGCGGCUCCCCUCGACCGGGCCGGCCACGCCGCGCUGGGGCCGCGAGAGAAGGAGGAGGAAAGAUGGUGGCGGCGGCCGCUGGCUGUGUCCCCACGUGCAGCUGGACGUAAUGAAGCUUUCUGUGGAUGUUGCAGCAGUGUGCUUGCAGAGGAAGUUAGUUUCAAUGGAUGAUGCAGGUACAAGGUAGACAGCAUAUCUUGGAUUACUAAAAAAACGCUGUUUGCGUCAGAG
Messenger RNA from Camarhynchus parvulus, 862 nucleotides. RefSeq names its product protein enabled homolog. The coding region runs from base 447 to 818 and encodes 123 amino acids. The transcript has 3 exons. The record is from RefSeq and is a predicted model, not a curated record. Lineage: Eukaryota; Metazoa; Chordata; Aves; Passeriformes; Thraupidae.